UUAGCUAAACCGUGUUUGAGAACAUCAAUGGCAGUGCACCUUACGAACUAUUCGCGCAUUGGCGAACAGCGCUCGAAGAGAUGUGCGUCCUCUGUGUGAGAGGAUAACUUAGAUGCGUUGCAGAAUCACUGUAGAAUCGGAGCGGCACCAUGCCCCGGGCAGAGUGAGCGGCCGUAGGCGGCGCCGUGUCUCGGCGAUGCGCCAAGCAUGACCGCGGCCUGCUGCAACGCCACACGUCGCCGCGCCGCGGACACACUUAUGCUGUUGCUGCUCUUUUUACCAUUGCUGAAUGUAACAUCUGGAACCAAGGAGACAGAAGAGGAAGAUGUGUACAAAGUCUUACUACCAUCUAGUCAGACAUUCUUGAAAAAGCAUGUACAAGCCAUAUUCAGUUACCAAGAUCCAAAGGCUGUGAAGAAAGAGUAUUCUGUUGCUAUUGUAAAUCGGCCAGGAGUUACAUUUGUCCAUAAAAGAGCUAUUUCAAGUGGUGAACUAGAUCUAUUAGAGCUUAAUUCUGUACAGUCUAAUAAUGGGCACAGUGGCAGUGAUUUCAGUAGGAAAGCAAGUGUCUUCCACGAACAAUUCACUACUCCACUUUCUGCUGACCCAGACAAACUAUUGAACCCAAAUAAGGAACAUCCAAGUUUACAAGUUGUAAAUACUGCAUCCAUAUGGAAGAAUGUGUUUGAAACAAGUGCAAAUGCCCCAGUAUUAAAGAAAGUUGGAGACAAAAGUGUAUUUUUGUACAACAUAAAUUCAAACACAAAAAGUGAAAGGUUUAACAAAGUGGACAGUGAAUUUCAGUAUGGUUUCCGAAACAAAAAUUCUCAUAGUUUGAAGAAGAACAAGAGGUCUGUCAUUACCCUUGGUGAUUCAGAAACUGUACAGACAACGGACUGUGUGAACAGAUCAUCAGUAAAUAGCACUUGUGGAAAUGAUGGUAGGUUUAACUUUGUGCCUGGCAGUGAUGAUUCCAGCAGAACUGCAAGUAAUAUUCAGUUGAACAAUACUUCCAGUGACAGAAAUCGUAAAAGCGUGAAAGACUUCAGCAUGUUUUCGCAAUCAAGACUGACAUUGCCAUUUCAAAAAAAGAAGUUAGUUGAUAUUACAGAUAGCAGUAUGGGUUACAGAUCACCAUCAACUAUUGAUUCUUCUCAGAAACAUCAACCACCUUCAGGGAACAGCAGUGAAACCAGUGCCACUGCAAGCAGAUCAAUAAACAUAUCAUACUCGAUCCCCAGUGUGAAGUCAGCUGGAAGAUUAUCAGCUACAACCAUCCCUCCUGAAGGUCUGGAUGCUGCAUCAAUAACAGGAAUUACUGUGGGAUUAGUUGUCUUCCUUGGCAUAGUAGGUGCCAUGUGCUUCAUUCUUUAUAAGCGGAGGAACCAAAACAAACCACAGACGCUGAGUGACAAAAGCAGCAACCCUGAUUCCAGUGUAUACAUCGAAGAAAGCUCUGAUGACUCAGAGGAAAUGUAUAGUUUAGAUAAUGAUUCUUUCUUGAAUAGUCUAGAAGCCAUGACUAUCCAGAACUACUGGACAGAAAAUGUCAAACAUACCAAACUAUAGGAGAGCUAUUAUAUAUUAUUUAAUAGAAACUAUGACAGAUUUUAGAUGUCUGUUUAGUAGACCAAAGAUGGUGAAAAAACUGGACUGCUUUAUAUUAAGGUUCCACUAGUUACAGUUUAGAUUCCUGGUAGUUGAAGAUGAGAGAAAUCCCUUUACUGGACAAUUAUGAACACUUUGUUGGGACUGAAGACUUCUGUGUUUGACCAAGGAAAGAGUACAAAUGACUGAAUAUAGUGGUCUUUUUAUGUAUUAAAUGAAAAAUCUCAUAUUGUAUUCUGUAAUUUUACCUAUUUUGACAUAUUACAUUUCAUUAAAUUAAUCAUUAAAAGUAUUUCUUUAGAAAUAUUGCAGUUAGUUAUUGCUAGAAACACCUUACAUCCUUAGUAUGAAUACUUGCAGCAGCAUAAUGAUGCAAGAUUUCAGUUUAGAGUGCUCAAAAAAGAACUUUUAAAUUCUGAAAUAUGUUUGAUUGAUAGUACAAGAAUGUGCUUGAGUGAGAAACAUUGAAAGUGUAAAAUCGUGUUUUGUGUGAAAAAUUACUUUUAUAAGUUUCAAGAACCAGACAUCAGUAAGGAUUAUAAAUAGUGUCAUGUUGUCUUCAUCCAGUAUGUCACCCAACAGGGAAAGGGGGUGGGGAUGUUAAUGCCCCAUCAACAGUUACUCAAUGGAUUUAUUUGUGUGCCCCUUUAUCAUGAUAUAUUUUUGUAUGUUUCUUUCCAUCUUCCAAAUGUUUGUGCUUUAGGAUAUUUAACAAUCCAAAUUUGUGAACAAACUUGUGUUUACAUAUUGUUGACAUAACUUUGCUUUUAUUUACUGAACUUAUCAC
Schistocerca piceifrons (Central American locust) is the source of this 2395-nucleotide messenger RNA. RefSeq lists its product as uncharacterized. The record is from RefSeq and is a predicted model, not a curated record. Bases 208 to 1569 code for a protein of 453 amino acids. NCBI's taxonomy places the organism in Eukaryota, Metazoa, Arthropoda, Insecta, Orthoptera, Acrididae. The transcript is spliced from 7 exons.